AUGAUGUCUGACACAGUACCAGAACUAGAACAGCUACAGAGGCAACUCCAUCUCUUCAGGGAUCACUAUGCCCAAAUAAUCAUUGCAGUCACUGACCCCAACAGAUUUGGGGCAGAAUUGUUCUCUAAAGGAAUGAUAUCUCACCUACAGUUCAAGAAUGUACGCUCAGGCACAGACUGCAGAUUCAGUACAAUGAUGUGUGAUUUGUUAGACUAUGUAUAUUCAGCAAUAUCGAUGGGAACUGUAAGAUUCGAUUCAUUUUUGGAUGUGCUUGAAAAUCUGGAACCGCAAACAGAAAGUGUCGCGAAAACAAUCAAGGUGUCAUUAGAUAAAGAACGAACUGGUGAUGUGUCCCAUGGCUGCUCGACAUUAUAUAAAUCUAGACUAAAGCCGAUAGUUGAUCUCCAAACACCUGCCUCUAAACGAAUCUGUCUUCUACCCUCGAUACUGGAUCACUUUAUGAGUGAGGAAGACAUUGAACCGACAUCAACUACUGAUGAUCCUAUAAUAGAAGAACUGAAUCCCUCUGAGGACGUGGCAAGCAGUGAGGAAUUGUUGACAAUACAGUCUCUAUUUGAAGAUCGAGAGGACAAUUGUGAAAACAUUGACUCAAUUCCACGCACUUUGAGUCUACUGCAACCAACAGGGUCACUCACAAGGAAAGCACAUGCUCGUGUUUACAACAAGUUGUUCAAAAUGGCCUGGAACGGGGAAGAUCAACAGGCAAUGUCGUUUGUUCGAACUCUAAGAAAGCACCAAUCAGUAUCCAUCGAUUUAAAGGUUGUUUGCAUGGAAGUAGUGCACACAGUGAAUAGUGAACGGGACUUGAAAAUGCUACUAUCAGCAUUAGCGUACACGGAUAGGCCCGAGUGCGAGAACAAGACUAUUCUUAAGUGUCGACUGCACCGUCGAAUUGCCGGGCUUCACUACCGCAAUGGAGACCUUGAAGACGCCGGUGAGCAUCUAGUGACAGCAACCCAGCUAGCUGAGCACCUCUCCCCUGAUAUUGACACUGUUUACACUUUGAGACUGAAUGCUCUAAUGCUGUUUGAGCAAUACAAAGAGAACAAAGAUGACAAAUCUCGCAAAGGUGCAGAAAAAUACUUCCAACUGGCAAUGGAUCAUGUCAAAAGACUUCCCGACUCUAAACGCUUAAUCACAGAGCGUAUUAAAGUAAGCAAAGCAUUAUUCCAUUUGGACAUGAUGAAAUUGUACACAGAGCACUCCAAAAGUGAGGACGCAAUUGAGCAACUUGAAUACAGAGCAAGAGACACUUUGGAGGACAUUGACGAGACAUACCUAACGGAUGGUGAUCGAGCUUUUUUCUAUUCUACCCAAGCUCAGUUGAAGUUUUGCGACACAUCUGAAGUCAAUAAAGCUGAGGAGUAUGCCAAGAAGGCUGUGAAGUUGAGUGAUCAGUGUGGACUGAAAGGAGGACUGGCUCAUAGAAACGGAACCGCAGUCAUUGAGGAGAUUCAAAAGUUGAAAGAGAUCUAGUUUGGAUACUGUUAGCUGCGCAUACUUCCUACAUCGACACAAUAAAGAACUGAUGUGUUUCAACUUGAGGGCUUAAUUGCUAUAUAUUCAUCUCAUUUCCAUACUCAUUUUUACUUCCUUUUAUAUACAUAAAAACAUACAA
Halichondria panicea is the source of this 1639-nucleotide messenger RNA. RefSeq lists its product as uncharacterized. Lineage: Eukaryota; Metazoa; Porifera; Demospongiae; Suberitida; Halichondriidae. The transcript is spliced from 2 exons. Bases 1 to 1497 code for a protein of 498 amino acids. The record is from RefSeq and is a predicted model, not a curated record.